Penicillium soppii is the source of this 549-nucleotide messenger RNA. RefSeq names its product KxDL motif-containing protein. The transcript is spliced from 3 exons. Gene Ontology annotation, cellular component: endosome; BLOC-1 complex. Bases 1 to 549 code for a protein of 182 amino acids. The record is from RefSeq and is a predicted model, not a curated record. Gene Ontology annotation, biological process: endosome organization; regulation of protein localization. NCBI's taxonomy places the organism in Eukaryota, Fungi, Ascomycota, Eurotiomycetes, Eurotiales, Aspergillaceae.
AUGGCCACCCAGCAUUAUUACCAGGCUGAUCCCUACCUACAAUACCAAUCCAAGGCAUCAGCACCAGCGGCAAGCCCACCAGCAAACUACCCAUCGUCAGCAUAUCGCCCCUACUAUCUGUUUGAAGCUGGGAGACCUUCGUCCCCUAGUCUUGUUUCGUCCGGCGGACACACUUUCAGCUCUGCUAGUGGCUACCAUGAGUCCAGCUCUGCAUCCUACUCUGGCGUCGAUCUCCGCGGGGUUCUGAGCGACCGCAUGCAAGAUAUAUAUGAUCCAAUACCGUUGGACAAAGGCCUGGCAGAACAGGCACAAACCUCUGGUCGGCUAAACGCAAAGCAGCAAGAACUGCUUGAGCUCCAAGCUCUAGCACAGCGAAGACUGAAAAACGUGCGCUCAAAUUUCAACGAAGGCCUGAAAACGGCACGAGAGACAAAGCGCGAUCUCGAAUGGACUGAAAAGCGCGUCAGUGCCCUGAAGACUAAAGCCGAGAAAUUACACCCGGAGGAAUACCGUCGGUCUUCGAAGAAGUACACCUAUGACGGAUACUAA